Neopelma chrysocephalum (saffron-crested tyrant-manakin) is the source of this 1790-nucleotide messenger RNA. It is a transcript of the gene CBR4, whose product is annotated as carbonyl reductase 4. Lineage: Eukaryota; Metazoa; Chordata; Aves; Passeriformes; Pipridae. Bases 160 to 873 code for a protein of 237 amino acids. Gene Ontology annotation, molecular function: quinone binding; oxidoreductase activity, acting on the CH-OH group of donors, NAD or NADP as acceptor. Gene Ontology annotation, biological process: fatty acid biosynthetic process. The record is from RefSeq and is a predicted model, not a curated record. The transcript is spliced from 6 exons.
UCCCGCCGGGACCUGCGGCGGCGGCCAAAGUCAGCUGUGGGUGACGUCAGGCCGCUAUCCCGUGACGCCUGCGCUCGGCUCGGAGCUGGACCGGCCUCCUCGGAGAGGAAAGGACCCUCCCUAAGAGAAGCGAGCCACCAGCUGCCCAGCAGCCGGGAGAUGGGCAAGGUUUGUGCCAUUUUUGGAGGAUCCCGAGGAAUAGGCAAAGCUGUUGCAGAACUCCUGGCACAGAAGGGCUGUCGCCUGGCGAUCAUUGCUAGAAAUCUGGAAGUAGCCCAAACUACUGCACAUGAUCUUGGUGCAGGACAUCUGGCACUUAGCUGUGAUGUAUCCAGUGAACAAGAAGUCCAAAAGACUUUUGAGGAGAUGCAGAGGAAUUUAGGUCCUAUUAACUACUUGGUUAAUGCAGCUGGGAUCAACAGGGAUGGUUUGUUACUGAGAACCAAGACUGAAGAUAUGAUAGCCCAGAUUCACACUAACCUUUUGGGAACAAUGUUGACGUGCAAAGCUGCUGUAAAAGUCAUGAUUCAACAACAGGGAGGUGCUAUUGUCAAUAUAGGAAGUAUUGUAGGACUUAAAGGCAACUCUGGUCAAAGCGUUUAUAGUGCUACCAAAGCAGGAUUAGUUGGAUUUUCACGCUCUCUUGCUAAAGAAGUAGCAAAAAAGCAAAUUCGAGUCAACGUUGUAGCUCCAGGCUUUAUUCACACAGAGAUGACUGCUCAUUUGGAAGAAGAUCAGUUGAAGAAAGCAAUUCUCCUUGGAAGAUUUGGAGAGCCUCAUGAAGUUGCACAAGCUGUUGUCUUUCUUCUGGAAUCCCCAUAUGUUACAGGGAGUGUUCUAGUUGUAGAUGGAGGCUUGCAGCUUAUGACUUAGGUACUACCUUGAAUAAAUGCCUACUUUAAUGUCAUGAUGGUUACAUAUAAAUAUAUACCAAUUAAAGGGAGAGGGUUGGAAAUCGUUUGAAGAUUGAUGUAUGUAAUUGACUUGGUCUUAUCUAGUCAGAGGAGAAAUUCAGCAGCAGAGAAGUGCAACGUGUACAUUUAGCUACCUGGAAGAGUCCAUUUGGUAUUAUGAAGUCUGUGUAUGAAACAAUUUUAAAAAGAUCUGGUUUUGAUAUGGUGAUAACUUUAAUAACAUACUGAUAUGUUUUUAAAACACUGUUUUUUUUAUAAAGUCGUAUUAUCUAAUUUGGGAUAGAGUGGAGCUUUUAUUGGAAUUAUCAUGUUACACAAAGGUUAAUAAAGUGCAGAGGUAUGUUUGUUGGGUGGCAGGUAUGAUUGCAUCAAGUUUUUCAUGUAGGGCAAAGAUUGCAAACUGCAUAGUUUUGCAUUCUUAUCAGUUAGUCCCUACAAAGUAGCGAGGGGAUUCCUUCAGGCUUUGUUUGUUUGUAGCUAACACUACAAAGCUAGGAGCCUCUAGAUCUUCAGCAUACCUGAAUUGCCUUUAGGAGAUUUAAUUAUGUGCAGUGUGUUUUUGUGAAGAUGAAACCUACUCAGUUCCAUUCUUGGAUGUAUGUACAGCAUUCAUUUAAUACAGUAGCACUUGUGUGUACACACUGAAGGACUGUUGAUUGGAGUUGCUAAUCCUAUGAUAUUCUGAGUUUGAGCUGCACAGACCUUUUUGCAUAAAAGACUUUUCAAUGACUCAGUAGGUGUUUAGGAAACACGAUCACUUCCAGAGCAUGAAGUCAGUGCUUUGCUCUGUAUCUUGAACAGUCAGUUCAGCUGUUAAGUCGAUGCUCCUUGAUAUGUAUAUAUAGUCAAUAAAAUCACCAUUUAUUUUAUUCAAAA